Molecule: messenger RNA, 1625 nt
Organism: Paramormyrops kingsleyae
Lineage: Eukaryota; Metazoa; Chordata; Actinopteri; Osteoglossiformes; Mormyridae
Gene: fbxo5
Product: F-box protein 5
Biological process (GO): regulation of mitotic nuclear division; negative regulation of meiotic nuclear division
Cellular component (GO): nucleus
Molecular function (GO): protein binding
Source: RefSeq, a predicted model, not a curated record
UGUACGCGAAAUUCAAAGCGCUUGUGUCUCUAAAGUGAAGUGGCGGUUUUUUCCGGUUAGUCUUUUAAAUGGUCGAUUACGGCGUAGAUACUAGUUAGUUAUCACAGAAGGAAAAACUUCUUUCUGAAAUAAAAGCCGAGCAAGGUUUAUGUGUGUUUUAUGAAGUAUCCUGACUAAGGAGGUGGUUUCUGUACCAGCAACAUGAAAUGUGGUGCUGAUAAUGGCGGUCUGUCAAAGGAGAAGACCUCUCCUUGGAAAAAUGUGGAGAGUGGUUCCCUAAAGCCUCAGUGUUCGCCAUGUGUGAAGGCCAUCAAUUUCAACCUCAAUGAUGAUGUCAAACCCUCCAGUAACAAAGAGAACCAGGACAGUCUAUCCUCUGGACUUCAUGAUGGUGGACUAUUUGACAACGAGUCUAUCAAUGUCCAAGAGGACAGUGGUUAUUUGUCUCUUCACAACAGUCACAUAGAACAUGAAGAACAAGACUCAGUAGCUGCAGACCCCUGUGGACAGUUGCAGGAUGGGAAAGGGAGCAUUUCAGUCCAGGCUGGGGAGGACCCCUGUGAGACCAGCCAGUCUCAUCCGAAUCUCCCACAGCUCCAGUUCCAGCAUACAGUCUGCAGACAUUUGGCUGAGAGUUACAAAAAGACAAAGAGGUAUGACCUGACAGCCAUCAGAUUUCUGGCCAAGGGCUCUGGCCUUCAGAUGGUCAUUGGUGGGAAAAUGGGCCUGGACUAUUUGGACAUUCUCCAGAUUCUUUGGGAGAAGGAUAUGAAACACAUCCUGACGAAGAUUCUUCGUUUGCUGGGAGACACUGAUUUGAUAAACUGUAAACGAGUAAAUAGAAGUUGGCAAAAGAUAGUUUUGCAGGAUAUCAAAGCUCGCAAGAGGUGCCAUGCAGCUGAACGGCCAUUUUGGGAGUCCAGAAAGUCCUCGCCAUUCUCAACCCGGGACCUUGCCGCCUCUAGGGUGGCGCUGUCUUGCAUUCAAGGCUUAGCGUCCACGCCCAAGCAGAACAAGAACUGCUCCAGACAGACGCGUUCCAUAGAGUAUCAAGAGGUGGUCAGUACCCUAAAGCAGCACGAGUGUCUCAAGAAGUGCAGGCGAUGCGGCUCUCCAGCCAAGUGCAACCCCGCCACCUUAAGGGCCACGUGUACGAGAGCCAGCUGCGGCUUUGACUUCUGCACCCAGUGCCUGUGUGACUACCAUGGCUCCUCCCUGUGCCCGCUCCGGACGCCAGGCCCGGUCGGACUCUCUCCAUCCUCUCCUGUCGUUGGGGGCUCCCGCAGCAAGCGGAACAUCAGACGUCUUUGAGCGGUCGGGGAUGCAAGUUUUAAAAGUAGAUUUUUUAAAAAAAAUAUUUAUUGAUAAGUGAUGUUUGUUUUUGUAUUUUUUGGGGUUUUUUUACCUGCAAACAAUGUGAAAGUGUUUUAUAAAUAUUAAUGUCUUUUUACCUCUCAAUUCUUUCUAGAUGAAAAAGAAAUGGAUGACGGUAUACUAUUUUUGCAAAACCAAUUUUAUGUUUCCUAAUGGAAACAAAUGCGGUGGCAUAUUGCUCGUUUGUCUUUUUCAGUGUAUUAAUGUAAAUAUUUAAUUGUAUUCUAAAAUAAACCUUAUAUUUUAAGGAU